This is a messenger RNA of Periophthalmus magnuspinnatus, 960 nucleotides long. It is a transcript of the gene grxcr1b, whose product is annotated as glutaredoxin and cysteine rich domain containing 1 b. Gene Ontology annotation, biological process: sensory perception of sound. The transcript has 2 exons. The record is from RefSeq and is a predicted model, not a curated record. Bases 344 to 808 code for a protein of 154 amino acids. NCBI's taxonomy places the organism in Eukaryota, Metazoa, Chordata, Actinopteri, Gobiiformes, Gobiidae.
GUCAAGGUUAAAGGUGAAACCGAGUCCACAAAAGGUUACCUCAAGUGCACAGAAACAUAGUCUGUAGUAACAUGUCUAACUGUUAGGGAGUAGAUGCCCCUAAAAAUCAAUAAUUGAACAAGGUCAUAUCAAUUUACUGUUUGCCUGUUUUAGCUGUUACCAUGGCAGGGACUCAUCUAUUAUUAACCAUUUGGGUGUCUAGUAUUUGCCCUCAGUGUAUUUUGAGCUCAGGUUUGAAGCGUCAGUGGACUUUAUUGUAGGGUAAUUGCAUGUGUCAUAGACUUACAAGAGGGUUAAGGCUUUACUGAAUGGGUGAAAGAAGAUGUAAAAUCUUAUAUUUCUAAUGGAGGGGCCACAAGUCAAACUGAUGAAGGACAAGGCAGGUAAAACAGUGCGCUUCAGAGUGGCAUCUGCCAACAGCGGCCGCGUGCUCACAGAGGUAUUCAAGGAUGAGACGGGCUGGAGCAGGUCAGUGUCACACUCAGUGGACUCUGACAGCACCGGGAGCCCAGACAUGGAGCAGGAGAGCCCCCUGCCUCCCAGUGAGGCCAACAGCCACCUGAACGGACUGAGGGUGGGCAGCCCUGUGGACGAGAGCGGGGCUGAACCUGAUGAGCUGCUGCUGUAUGCCAGUGCCAAGAGAGAGAUGUUCUUCACCAACAAAAGGAUCAACAUCUGCAGCAAGAAUGGGACCAUCCGAGGAGUGAGAAACAAAGUGAGUGCAGGCCAAGUGCUUUUCAACAACCUCUCCCAUGUCUACUCUGGAAAUCCUCGUCAACAAAAAAGGAGACCCUGGGAAAAGCAGUAGGCCAAACAAGAUGAACCCUUAGAGAUGUGGGACCCAAGGGCCAGGACAAAACACAGCCUAUAAGUGUUGAUGAGUGUGUGUAAAUGUGAUUUUUUUUCUGACUAUUUUUGUAUUUUUUUAAUAAUUUGUACAAAAUAUGUGAUGAUGUUUCC